This is a messenger RNA of Mercurialis annua (annual mercury), 2382 nucleotides long. RefSeq lists its product as uncharacterized. Bases 1 to 2382 code for a protein of 793 amino acids. Lineage: Eukaryota; Viridiplantae; Streptophyta; Magnoliopsida; Malpighiales; Euphorbiaceae. The record is from RefSeq and is a predicted model, not a curated record. The transcript is spliced from 2 exons.
AUGGGACAAUUAUUUCCGGCUUUUAGCAGGAAAUUAUUGCCUUUUAGCCCGAAAUCAUCACUUCUUAGCUUGUUUUUUUGUUGCAUUGGGACAAAUGGCCUCAUAAUUCUUCCACCUGCCUGCAUAACCAUCUCAGUAAGACCAUUCUCCUUUUACCAAUAUCAUUUUUAUAAGCACUCUUGGGGAGUUAUCAAAGGAGAUAUUAUCAAAGCUGUACAGGAAGCUUUCCAAAAUGGUAAAAUUCUGAAAAACAUUAACUCUACUUCUGUUGUUGUUAUCCCUAAAAGCCCUAAUGCUGAGAACUUAGGGGACUUUAGACCUAUUGCAUGUUGCAAUGUGAUAUACAAAAUUAUUACUAAGAUCUUAUCCUCUAGACUUAGUCCUAUCCUUUGCAAUAUUGUGUCUGAAAAUCGGUCUGCUUUUGUCCCUAAGAGGUCUAUUGCCCACAAUAUUAUGUUAGCUCAUGAUCUAACUAGGAAUUACCAUAGAGAUGUUGGGAGUCCUAGAUGCAUUAUCAAAAUUGACCUCAAGAAGGCUUAUGACUCUUUGUCAUGGGACUUCAUUGAAGAAAUCCUCAUUAGUUUAGAUUUUCCUGACAGUUUCAUUCUCCUUGUCAUGAACUGUAUCAAAACUGCUAGUUUCUCCAUUAAUUGGAAAGGCAGGGCUGGUGAGAUUUUUCAUUCUAGCCAGGGGCUCAGACAAGGGGAUCCUAUGUCUCUUCUUCUUUUUGUUCUUAGCAUGGAAUAUCUGUCCAGAAUGUUAAAUGAUGUGAGCAAUGACUUCUGUUUCCAUAAGAGUUGCAAAAAGUUAAAAAUUAACCAUCUGAUGUUUGCUGAUGACCUGUUAUUAUUUUGCCAUGGGGAUAUUAAAUCUGUCCAAUUUCUGUCUGAUAGUCUGAAUUCCUUCAAAAACACAUCUGGUCUGAGUGUGAACCCUUCUAAAAGCCAGAUCUUCUUUUGCAAUAUAAACUCUGAGUUGAAAAACAGAAUCCUAAAUAUGUUGGGGUUUAUUGAAGGUGAGCUACCCCUUAGAUAUUUAGGAAUACCUCUUAUUACCUCUAGACUGUCCCAUCAAGAUUGUAAAGGUAUUAUAGAGAAGAUUACUAAAAGAAUUAGCUCCUGGACUAGCAAGCUCCUUUCUUAUGCAGGGAGAGUUCAACUAAUUCAGUAUGUCCUUAUGAGUAUGCAUGUGUUUUGGGCCUCAAUUAUGCUGCUGCCUAAGAAGGUUAACAAAGAAAUCCAGAGUAUCUGUGCUAGAUUCCUCUGGAAUGGUAAUCAGGAAGGGAAAUAUAGUGCCUUAGUUGCCUGGAAGGAUAUAAUCAAGCAGAAAAAAGAAGGAGGGCUGGGAAUUAAAGACAUAGGUACUUGGAACAAAGCAGCUAUUAGCAAGCAUGUUUGGCAGGUUAUGAGUGGAUGUAGUUCUCUUUGGGUCAAGUGGAUUCAUCAGAAUAAGUUGAAAAAUUGCAGCUUCUGGGGCAUCAAAGCUAAUAAUGAUUCAAACUGGAUUUGGAGAGGUCUACUUAGCAUCAGGAGUGAUAUAAGAAAAAUGGUGAGUUAUAGCAUUGGUGAUGGCAAAUUGGUAAACUUCUGGAAUGAUCCCUGGUUACAGGGUUGUUCCCUUCUGGAAAAGUUUCCUAGAGUUAAGAUGAAGGAUGCCAAUGUUUCCAAGACUUCUUGUGUUGCUGAUCUGUGGAAAAAUAACAGGUGGAAUCUGCCAGACCCCAUAGAAAGUAAUACUGAAGAAGCUUGGAGUUUCAUUAAAGAGAAUUAUAAGUUGAGGAACACUCCUGACCUGGUGAGAUGGAAUAUGGUUAAAAGCCAUAGAUUCUCUAUUUCAUAUACCUGGAAUGAAAUGAGAGAGCAGUUUGAUCAAGUUUCUUGGCAUAGACUUAUCUGGAACAAGCAUUCUGUUCCCAGAUUUAGCUUCUUGCUUUGGUUAGCUAUGAGAAGGAAGAUGAGAACCAAGGACAGAUUAUUUAAAUGGAAAGUGGUGGAGGAUGAAGUUUGUAUUUUCUGUAAUCAUGAUGCAGAGACCAUUGAUCAUUGUCUCUUUGAGUGUGAGUAUGUGAAGAAGAUUUGGGACAAGCUGCUUCCUAUCUGUAGUUGUCCAGGGAACAUUCUGACUUGGAGAAGACUUAUCAGUUGGUUUAGCAACAGAGCUGUUGGUAAGAAUGCAGCAGCAGCUAUGAGAAGAAUCAUUCUUUCUGCUACUGUGUACUAUGAUUGGAGAGCCAGAAACAAGAAGAUUUUUGCCAAUGAGAACCCAGAUAGUGCAGCCAUCAUCAACAAUGUUAGAAAUGUUGUUCUAGCUAAGUUGAGUACUGACAAUGUAAAUUCUCCUAUUUAUAAUGCCUUGUGUAUGUUACAGAGAGUUGAUGCUUAA